Halichondria panicea is the source of this 3427-nucleotide messenger RNA. RefSeq lists its product as uncharacterized. The transcript has 7 exons. The record is from RefSeq and is a predicted model, not a curated record. The coding region runs from base 192 to 3356 and encodes 1054 amino acids. Lineage: Eukaryota; Metazoa; Porifera; Demospongiae; Suberitida; Halichondriidae.
CUAUCUUCUUUAGUCUGGCCACGCCCUCCCAUACUUCGUAUAUGGUCGGGUGAACUUGCAAUGAACAGUUCGUGCAGACACCCCAAGAUUUUCUUGGGGUGUGAAACCGCUUGUCAAGUGCCUUGUGGGCCGUUGUGGCCUGUUGUGUAAACUGUUACGUAAGCUAUUGCAUCACGAAAAAGUAGCUAGAUAUGGGCCUCUACUGCUGUUUGUGUGCGAAUGAGUCUCUGGACAACCGAAGGCGAAAGAAGCUCAAUGGUCAUAGCUGUUCUGAAGCAAGAGAAGUACUUGUGCAGCUCCUUCCAGUACCUCUGCAUUGCAUCCCUGAAACUAGUGCUAGUGACAGUAUAUUGUGUCACCAGUGCGAGAAACAACUGAAGAAUGUCCAUGCUCAACAAGAAAAGCUAUGCAAGGUAAAGAAGGAAGCAACAGAGCUAAUAAAUGGUCUGCUUUCAAGACAUGCAGAAGAUAACUUAUUACCACCACCACCAAAAAGAAGUAGAGUUAUGCAGGAACCCCCCACACCACCCAUUCCAUCAUCUGUUUCAGUACCAACCAUUCCAUCAGUGUCAGCAGCAACCAUUCCACCAGUGUCAGCAGCAACCAUUCCAUCAGCGUCAGCAGCAACCAUUCCACCGGUGUACGUGUCAGCAGCAACCAUUCCACCAGUGUCAGCAGCAACCAUUCCAUCAGCGUCAGCAGCAACCAUUCCACCGGUGUACGUGUCAGCAGCAACCAUUCCACCAGUGUCAGCAGCAACCAUUCCAUCAGCGUCAGCAGCAAUGUCAGCAGCUAAUCUACGAACAACUGCAGCCACUCAGCUACCAUCAUCUCAGAUACCGCAAAGCAGCUCUAAUUUGCCCAGUUUUGAGGUUGUAGUACCCUAUUCGCAGCAGACCCGAAAGUACAUUAUCAAAACUCCGACUCGACAGACUGCCAUUAGGCGUUUGGUCCGAAAGAGUUACACCGCUCUUACCUCUGGUACCGUAAACUCUCCUAGGGCAAAGAGGGCAUUGUUAUCACAGUUGGCACUGACAAUCAAAAAUGAGAUGAAGAAGAUAGGUACAAAUAAACAUGAUUCAAUUUUAAGGGACAACAAUGAAGCAGUGAAACGAUUCAGCUGGGAGACAGUGAGAUUGGAGCUUUAUAAGAUGGUUCCAACUCUCAUGUCACUGCUUUCGCUGCUGAUACCAAACCCAGAAAACCGUAUACCCCUUAUUUGCACUAUUGCAUCCCAAUUGUUGAAGUGCAGGCAUCAACACCUAUCGUUAGUCCAGAGGGUUGUUUCCGUCAUGUUGUAUGGACAUGGAACUCACAAGCAGGUGUUCAGCAAUCUGCAGCCACUGAACUUAUGCCUCUCCCACAAAGGAUCGCUGAACAUUGUGAGAGGUAUUUCUCAAGACUAUGACGUUGAAGUACAAGAGUGGCGGGACAAGUUGAUUGAGAGAAUCCCCAAACCCACUGCGGAUGUAUCGGUAAAAUUUGUAUCAUUUAGUAAUUUUAGCGUGUAUAGAAUACUCAUAUCACAGUAUCGAUCGCUGACACUACCAUCACAAACCGCUACUGAUGCGGACUACUCCCUGACAGAACAGGAUGUACCUCUGAGCGAGCUUAACGCAAGCUUCUCAUCUGAUGACUAUAGUCAUCCAGAUUUUAGUCCGAUUACAUCUGUUGAGGAUAAUGAGGUGGAUGAGAACGUAGCAGAUGAUCUGGAGACCAGUUUAAUCGUUGAUGAUCCUCAGAAUCAAAGUGACCAGUCCCAGCCAACAUCAAGUUCCACUUUCACCUGGACUGGAUUUAAAUUUGUUGGGGACAACCUCGAUAAGAGGGUGAAGCCACGGUAUCAAAGAGCAGAUAUGAGAGGCCAUGAAGGGCACUAUUUUCAUGGUUUUGCUGUUCGUGAUAGAAUAGAUAUGUGCAGGUUUUCAGAAGAGAAACCAUCUCGAGUUGAACCACAGGCAUCAGAGCUACUAGCCUCCAGUGAUGACGUCUCAGCUUACAAAACGGAGUUGGAGAUACUAAUUUCACGAAUACUAGUUGAGCACAUGGGAGAUGUAUUUGACAGUGAGAAGAAAAACGUCAUGAAACACAUCCCCAGUAAAUACUCGGAGGAAAUGGCAUCUUCAUCGAAAACGGUUCCGCUUAGUGUAUUGCUUCUUAAUGAGAAUAAGCUGGAGGAGAUGAGCCAAAUUUUGAAGCACUACAUGGAGCUGGUCCCUGCUUUGUCUUGUGAAGGCAAAUUUACUCUUGGGAAUGGAACCACUAUCACGUUCGACGAUACAAGGCUAUGGGAAGUGCUUUUUGGAGGAGAUCAAUUAACGGUAGCCAGAAUUCGUGGAACACAGACUCUGAGGGACACUGAGGAAAGCCCUGGAGAUCGGCUUGAGGGCAUCAUCCCUGUGGUGGAGGACUGGCACACUAGGAUGACCUUCUUGAGGCUUGUCUGGGGGCGUCACUAUAGUAAAGAGUCUACCCGGGAAGUAGGCACCAUGUAUCACCUUCGAAAUCUAAUAUGCAGGAAUGUUGUACCAGCUGACCCGGAGAAGAACAUGAAUGCAGCCGAAGACUUUAUGCUCCUCCUUGUACAUUGCCAUGUCACAGCAGCUGCACAUCAUUUAAUGCAAAAGAAAGCUCACAAUUUGGCCACGUUAACCAAGGAGAUAAUCGAUACGUUUGUGCAUUUUCAAGAUGUUUCUCAGAUUGGUCAAACAACACCCGAUUCUAAUGAUAAGGUGCAUCUAUACGCCACAGAGCUUCUCUCGUUGGGUCUUCUUUGGUACGGGUUUCACGAUGCUGUAAGGGAGGCAGAUGGAGACCGCAUAUUAAGAUACUGGAAGCUGCUUUUGGUGCCUUUCAAAUCAUCAGCGCAUAGGAAUUAUGCCAAAGAAGCAGUGAAUAUUCUUUUUCAGUAUCAUUAUGUAUUUUCUGAGAGGCAAAAGAUGCAGUUGCUGUGGAGCAGGUGUGUUAACACAAGAGGUUACAAAGGUGCUAACAUACCAUGUGAUUUAUACAUGGAGCAUCUCAAUCGAAGAUUGAAGACAGUUGUUCGUGGCAUGGGCUCCAAUGUGUCACCAGAUAAAAUACAGAGAGCUGGGAAAACACUACAGCCGAUACAAACUGUGUGCGAAGCAUUUGAGAAAGAGACUACCAAUGAAAUACGAAGUGAUAGGCAUCCCUAUCCAUCUUUUGAAAAAGAUUUUAAGCUAAUUUUUGAUACACUGAUCAAAAACAAAGUGUUUAGCGAUGUUCCUGGCCGAAACCAUCCCAGUUAUAAAUUCAAGAAAAGUAUUUUCAAACUGAACUCCAGAAAUGAACUUAUAAAAAAAGUUAACACAACCUUAAAGAAGCUAGUCUAGAAUAAUACUUUGCAUGUUGUGUGUAAUGUAAUCAUGAGUUCGUUGCAAUAAAGCCACAAAUGUCACAACAA